Messenger RNA from Closterium sp. NIES-65, 4722 nucleotides. The record is from the annotation of a GenBank genome assembly. Lineage: Eukaryota; Viridiplantae; Streptophyta; Zygnematophyceae; Desmidiales; Closteriaceae.
AUGCGAGGCGACGAUCAGCUGUCGCAUUGGUUGGUGGAAGUCGUGAGGCCCGGAGGAGCGUCCGCUUCGAGCAGCAAGAGCGGGCGGGUGGGAGCGAGAGGCGAUAUUAGGGAUGGCGCGGGCGAGGCGGCGGGACUCGCGGUAGCAGUAGAGGAGGCGAAGAACGAGCGGUCGGGUCGCGUUCUCCUCAUUCUCGUGCACGUGGUCGCGGGCUGCGACACGCGAGGUCCCUCGUCCCACGGCGCGGAGUCACCGAGGGGGGCAGCAGGGCAGGGGCAGCAGGCGGCGGCGGAUGCGGAUGUGGAGGCGGAGGCGGAGACGGAGGAGGCGCUCAAGUGGGCGCUGCUCAAGCCGCUGCAGGUCGCCGUGCAGCAGCACCAGCUGAGGGCGGUGAUGCACGUGGAGGCCAGUGUCUCCAGGGAGCGCGGCCUCGCUGACGUGGCGCAUCGUUUCCAUGCGACGCGGCUCUACAUCGGCCUGGUCAAGAGGUCGGUGCUCUGGUCGCGCCUCUCCGCGCUGUCCCUCGCGCCCCACUCCGCGCACCACCAAUCGCGCCCCACGCUCCUCUCCGCCCUCCCCACCACCUGCCUGCUCAUCGAGGCUCGGGGCACCCGCCGCCUCUCCACGCAUUCUCACCCCCUUUCCGCCUCCGCCACCACACCCGCCCUCCCCGAGUCGCUCUCGCUGCCCCAAGGCGGGCGCUCCGCGCGCUCGUUGCGGGCCGCGGGGUCGUUCCUGGACGGCGCGCGGCGCAUUGUGGGGCGGCGGUCGGAAGCUGAGGAGGGGGGACGAGGGGGGGAGUACGGGGGAAAGAAGAGAAAGGCGAAGAGCGGGGUUUUGGAAGCGCGGGGUACAGUGGGGUGGGAGGGGGAAGAAGAGGGAAAAGGGGAGGGGCAAGUGCGAGCGCGGCAGGGGCAAUCGCUGGGGAAGGCGUGGAGCGGGGCGUGGUCGGGGGCGUGGCAGCAGGGCAGGGGGGCGGUGAGCGGGACACUGGAGGCGCAGCAGGCGGGCAUGGGGGCAGCGCGCGGUAGUAGUGUGACGUCAUCAUCAGGGGUAACAGUAGUGCGAAGCUUGUCCGUGGGGGAGGGCGCGCACGAUGCGCAUGAUGCGCGGCUCCAUGGGCGCACUGCUGCACUCGCGCAUGCCCACGCUCACGCUCAUGCUGAUGGGGGUAACGGCCGUGGUGCUGUUGCUGCUGCAGCUGAAGAUGAUAGUGGUGGUAGUAGCAGGCAGAGGGAGCGAGGUAGCACACCACAACAGCACCACCACCACCACCACCACCACCACCACCAACAUGCACACCCCUCAUGGCUCCAGGAACGGCGCGGCAGUGGCUCCUUCAUGCCCACGUGGAGCUUUGGCCGCAGGACACGUGGCAGCGGCCCGUUGAUUGCUGUUGAGAGGGGCGACGGCGAGCGUAUGGGUGGUGAGAGCAGGCCUCGGUCAGGAGUGGUGAGGGCAGUGGGGGUAGACGGAGGGGAGAGCGGAGGGGAGUGGGAGAGGGAGUGCGAGAGCGAGCGUGAGGGUGAGGGUGAGAGGAAGCGGAAAGUGGAGGGGAGGGUUGGGAGUGGAAGUGGGAAGGGUGCAAGGCGGUACAGCCGGCGGUGGAGGCAGGGGCGGCUGAGGACCCAGUCAGGGCCCCUGGGUCCGCACUCCCCCUCCCUCGCCUCCCCCUGCGCGCCCGCCUCUGCACCUGCACCGCCCGCUCUCGCUGCUGCUCCCCCUCACGGCAGCAUGGCAGCAGCAGCAGCGCAGCCAGGCGGGCACGCGGACACUGCUGCAGCGCGCGCAGAGGAGGGCGCGUGCAGUGGUGGCAGGCGGGAGCGGUUUCACAGGUCCGAGAGCAUAACGGAGGGGGGAGAGGGGGAGGAAGGAGAGGCGACAGAGGCGGUUAGAGGCACAGAGGAGCGUGGAUCCGUAAAGGGGGAGGUGUCGAGGCAGCAGGUGGAGGAGCAGGCAUGCGGCAAGGCGGGCAAAGGGUUGCGCAGGGACGUGCAGCGGCUGCUGCAUGCAGACGUGCACUCCGCUGCGCCCACCCCGCCCCCCUGGCCCAUGGGCCUCUUCCGCUCCUCCUCCGUGCCCGGCCCCUCCACCGUCACCCGCGCCUCCCCAUCGCCGCUCGCCACGUCCUCCUCCUUCUCGUCGUUGUCCUCCUCUGUGCGUCGCCCCCCCUCGCUGCUGUUCGCCAGGGCCUCGUCCGUGCCCGGCUCCACUCGCCGCGUGUCCUCCCGCCGCCACACACACGUCACGGGCGGGCACGGUGGGCAGGGCAGCAGGCGGCGGCACAGCGAGGGGAAGAGCAGCCGUGGCGCUGGCAGCUCCGGGGCAAGGAAUGGGGUGGUGCUGGGGGGGAGGGAGAGGGGUGUAGAGGGGGCGGACGCAGGGAGACGAGAAGGGGAAGAGGCGGCCAUGGGAGGCGUGGCAGUGAGGAGUGGGGAGUGUGGAGCGGCAGGAGGAGGAGGAGAGGCGUGCGCAGUGAACGAGGCUCCGGAUUACGCUGCGUAUGCGCCCUUCCCCCACUCGCUCUCCUCCUCGUCUUCCUCGUCCUCAUCCGCGCGCCUGCGCUCUCUCUUCCGCGCCACCUGCACCCUCUCCGCCACGCCCACCUCCCCCGCCUCUCCUGCCGACACCGCGUCGCCCGCCAUGCCGCCCAGGAGCGACGGGCGGGGCGGCAGGGGCGGCAGGGCGUACGAGGUGGUGCCGGUGGAUUGGCUGCAGGAGGUGGAGGCGCGGAGGGCGCGCAUGAGCGGGGGAGAAGCGGGGGAGGGCGGUGGGCGCGGCAGCCUGGACAGCCAGAUGAGGAGAGCAGCGGGUGUUGUCACGGGUGAUCAUCAUGCCCGCGGCUCACGCAGUGCCCGAGCCAGUGGGGCCGGUGACGCCACCCGCGCUGCUGCCAGACCCACAGGGCCCUCCCGCAAGGCUGCGUGCAAGCCGCUGUGCACCACGGCAUGUGCACCCGGGUUCAGUGACCAGAGCAGCCCCCUCUGCAACUCCACUCCUGCUCUCACGCCCACCACUCCAGCCACUGCCACCACUGCCACUGCACCUAUCUCCGUGCCCUCCACCGACUCCGCACCGUCCAGUGCUUGCUCUUUCUCUCCCCACACCCCUCCCGCCGCUGUCCCUGCAGAUUCUCCCUUUCCCGCCACUGCUGCCGCCAGGUGCAACUGCUCGCAUGCGCAGCACCUAGAGCCCCACCUCGCUGCACCGUGUGAGCGUGCAUGCAGUGCUCUGCAGCACAGGCAGCCCACCGCAGGUGCACACGAGGAGGGCACAGCAGAGGCCACCAUUUCGGGGCUAACGAAUGGCGCGCAGCACCACAUGCAUCCGCCGCACCUCACCAUCCUCACACCCCACAGCGCCUGCAGCGCCACCUCCACGCCCACCCCCUCGCACACCACUCCCGCACCACCCGCCACCACCACGCCUGCCAGCAUGCACCAGUGGCGGCGGCGGCGGCGGCGCGAGUGGCGGGGGCGGGACGACAGUGACAGCGUGAGGCGCAUGAACGCGUCGCUGGCGUACCUGUCGGUGCAGCACAGCCACCUCGUGCACCUGGGCGCCGCUGAUGAUGACGACGACGGGCUGGACGUGGACGAGAUGGUCGUGGGCGCUCGCCUGGACGCCGCCGGUGAGCGCGCCCUGCUCAUGGGCGCGCACAUGGCCGCUGCUGUGGACGGCAUGCCGUGGCACGGCCACUGGGGGGCCGUGGAUGGAGCAGGCGAAGGGGACGUGGAUGACGCGGAGAGGGGGGAGUUUGGUGGGGAGUGCAGUGACGGAUGGCAGGAGGAGGAGAUGGGGUGGGUGGAUUGCAUGGGGAGUGCAGCGGGUGACGCUUCCUCUGUAUAUGAUCGCUAUUCUGGGCCUCUCACUCAUGCUGCCCUUGCUGCUGCUGGGGUGAUCACAAGCACAGCAGCAGCAGCAGCAGCAUCGCCAUCAGGUGCCCCCUCCUCAUUCCACAGCAGUCCCAACAGGGCAGCACCCCCAUCCGUCUCCUCCCAUGCCAGCACCCCUGCAGCAAUGAGCCCAGCCUGCCUCUCCCCUCGCGCGCACCCCUCUGCACACAGCCCCUGCCGCAGCACCUCCCAUGGCUCCCCCUCUGCCUCCCUGCCGCGUGUGCCCUGCUCCCUCUCCCACGGCUCCUGCGACAGCAGUACAGGCAGUGGAGCGAGUGAGGGGCGGCGGCGCUCCAUGCUGGGAAUGAGCCGCAGCAUGGGCGUGGCCACGCUCUCUCACGCCCUCUCCUCUCUCACUCACGCCGCUGCUCUGUCCUCGGGGUCCAUCUCAGGCUCCCCUGCUGCCGCCCGGCCUGCCUCGCGCCUCAUGCUGUCGUCAGGGCCCACACUCGACGCACAGCACACCUGCGGUAACGGCAGCACGUCCUUAGGGAGUGGCGCGGGCACGGGCGCCGGCAGGGGCAUGGGAGGGGAGGAGGACACGGAGGGCGACAUGGGGCUGGACAUUGACAUACUCCUCUCCGACCUGCGUUCCCGCCAGAUGCGCUCCGCCUCCGGGCCCCUGGCGCCUCGCAUGUCUGGCCCCCUGCGCUCUGUCACCCAUCCUGCUGCUGGCAUGGCUGCUGCAGCUGCAGCGGCCGUGGCCAGUGUGGGGGAGAGAGGCGGGGAGGACAGGAGUGCGCCGUUGUGUGAUGUGGGGGUGGAUGCAUGGCGGAGUGCAGCAGAGGCAGACUUGGGAGACCACUCCCUGGCUGCAUGCUCCUAA